Messenger RNA from Marchantia polymorpha subsp. ruderalis, 2801 nucleotides. The record is from the annotation of a GenBank genome assembly. Lineage: Eukaryota; Viridiplantae; Streptophyta; Marchantiopsida; Marchantiales; Marchantiaceae.
AGACGAGCCGAGGAGAUGGGGCUGGGAAAGGCAGCGGAUUUCAUCGGAACUUGGGAUGGAAGGAAAGCAAGAUCUAUGUCCCAUUGUCACGUCGCGACUCGCAAGGCAGCGGGGGGCAGGGGAGGACAGAGGAUUGGAGAGCAUGCGCUGCGAGGCGGGCCGAUUCGUUGAGUCAGAGCAGAGCACAGUGGCGACGAGCGAGCAUGGACAAUUGUCUCUUGCGUUCAAUUGCCAUGGUCGCGCAGUGGAGCGGAGCAGGAAUUGGCCCGUUCAAGGCGGAGCGUGUGUAGCCGCCUGCCGGAGCCAGGCGAACGAGGAUCUGCGGGAGCCUGAGGAGGAGGAGGACGAGGGAGGAAGGGAGGGGACGGGACGGGCCGGGCAGUGGAGUGGAGUGGAGCGGAGUAGGUGGAGAUUGUUGGCGCAGUGAGGAAGGGCAGGGCAGGGCAGGAAGGUGGUGUGGGGUGGGGGGCUUGGUGAUCCAAACAUGUCAGUGAGCAAAUCGGCACCCCAUGGAUGACAUGUCUGACCGGCUCCUGCAUCUAGUUCUUUAUUCGGCUCCGAGUUUUCGUUGAUUCUGAUCAGUGAACUGUCACAGUCUUUGAACAGGGUGACAACAUGAACGAAUCUGAUAAUCGUAAUAAUGGGAGUAUUCAUGGCAAUCGAGACCCGAAAGAAGAUGAGGACAGAGGAGAUGUUGGAAGAGAAGCAGCUGAGAAGGUUGCGGGCUUGCUUGAGAGGUGCAAAGCUUUGCAAGAUGCAGCAAACACUCAUUCCGCCCGAAUCAAGUACGAUUCUCAGAUUUUAAGCCAACAGGCGACCAGCGUCGUCGCCGAUAUAAAAAAUGUUCGCUCUUUCAUCAAUUCGGCACAGGAUGAGAUCAACCCGAGGCUUGCUGAGAAGUUGGAGGAGGAUCUGUUCAGAGCCCGGAGCAUGGUAUAUGAAGGAGAUGCCGCAUCUCUUCUUCCUGCCAAACCUAAUGGAUACUUUCUCAGUACGUUGCUUGGCCCAGUGAAUGUCCGGGCUCCUAGAAACGAUGUGCGUCUUAAAGUGAAAGAAGAAUACAAUAGCUACAGGGAUAGAACUGCAAUUCUAUUUUUGGCGUUUCCCGUCAUCCUACUAGCGUUGAAAAAUUGGUGCUGGAACGGAUGCUUUCCCGCGCUACCAGUUCAGUUAUAUCAGGCAUGGUUACUUUUUUUUUACACGAGCUUGGCACUACGAGAGAACAUCUUGAGAGUCAAUGGAAGCGAUAUCCGACCAUGGUGGGUGUAUCAUCAUUAUUGCGCCAUGGUCAUGGCUUUAGUAAGUCUUACAUGGGGUCUACAGGGACAUCCUAGUUGCAUUCGAAAACAACAAGGAGUGCGUCUUUUUCUUGCCUGGGCUGUUAUGCAAGGAAUUGCCAUGCUUUUGCAAAACCGCUAUCAGAGGCAACGCCUGUACACAAGAAUAGCACUCGGCAAGGCAGGAAGAAUGGACGUAGUUUGGGGAGAAACCUCCGGUGUGAAAGGGCAGAUUUGGGUUCUCUAUCCUCUUUUGUUUCUUUUACAGAUUUUUCAAUUUUCGAUAGGAGCUCUUCUGCUGAGAACAUCCAUUACCGAAGACGAAUCGGAGUGGCAGAUGGUUGCUUGUGGACUGCUCCUGUUGAUUAUGGCCGUAGGUAACUUUUCCAAUACAGUAGCAACGGUGGUUGCAAAAGCCAAAAUAAAAGCAAAAAUGAAGCAAACCAAGCAUAUGAUACAGCGCAUGUCGUCGCCAGGUCUUGUAAAAAAGUCUUCAUAAGAUUUGGCUAUGAACUGUACAUAUUUCUUGUAGCCUCUCCACAUGAAUUUCUAGGCCGUAUUUCCGCAUUGUGAUUGUUCAUUCACGAUACCUGCCACUUCCAUAUUAGACCCUAUGAAGACUUUCAAGCGUCACGAGGCACGUUCUGAGACCAACGUGACAGGCAUAUCUUUAGACUUCGAACCUGAUCUUGGACGAAGAUUGAUUGCAAAUCUUUGUUUUCAUCCCAUGGGAUGGAUCAAUGCUCUGUGUUGUCAGUUGAAAUGAUAAAUCACAGUAUUCUUGCGAGGAUGGAAGCCUUGUUUGAAACCCUGCGUCAGAUUGUCUACCAUUAUCUCUCAAGUUUCAAAGAAGCCAUAUCGCCUCGAUUGAGUUUUAAAUUGUUUCAGCCAUCAGUUUUCAAGCUUCUUAGGGCAAUCACGUGUUUUUAGGGGCAAUUUGUCCUCAGUACUUGUAGGAGGAUUGGUGUUCAAGUCUGUGGCCAUUUUGAAAGCCAUGAAUACUUUGAGGCAGUUGUUCUUUUUGUUCCAACACGAAGUAAUCUUGAAAAGUGUACCUUUUGACAACAUAUUUACAUGUGUACCUCACCACAUGCAUGCACAGUCACUGAGUGACGCGUGUGAUUGAAAACUUUUAGAGAUUUCGGAGUCAACCAAGCGUGGUCUAUAAGAGUGGUUGGAGUUCGGAGUGAUGUUGAGAAUUUAGUAUGGCAGACGUUUACUUCAACGUUUGAGUGGCUCGCAGUGUUAUGGCUGAAGGUGAAGGUCACGGAAUGACUGGGCCUUGUGUACACAAACUGGACAAGUUAGAGAAUUUCGAGAAACAUUGUAGUUCCAAGGAUUAUAGUCACGGAGUGGUACCUGGAUUCUAAAUGGUUUGGUUAGAUAUUCCGGUGUCGGCUCGUUGGAUAAGUCAGUUGUCGACCAUUGGGAGAUUAUCCUGCAACUGAGUAUAAACCCGCUUCCUUUCUGUUCCGCACCAGUUAUCUUUGUAUAAUUUGAAUACAUUCUCGUCAGGCGCACGUC